GGGUAGGGGGAGUCCCCGUCCCGCCCCAGAAUAGACUUCAGCCCCAGUGAGAGACGGCGACUGGGGACCCCUCGGCCAUGGGGAGCGGGCGCGACGCCAUCCUGGAGGCACUGGAGGACCUGACCGAGGAAGAUUUCAGAAAGUUCAAGCUCAAGCUGCUGUCGGUGCCGCUGCGUGAAGGUUACGGGCGCAUCCCCGGAGGGCGGCUGCGGGCUCAAGAGAAGGGCUGCAUGGACCCGUUGGACCUCGCCGACAAGCUGGUCAGCUUCUACCUGGAGGAGUACGGCGCCGAACUCACUGCGACGGUGCUGCGGGACAUGGGCUUGCAGGAGACAGCCCAGCGGCUGCAGGAGCGCAUGCAGAAGUGCAUGCAGAAGGGCUCUGCAGCUGCACCCUCCAGAACCAAGCAGGCAGCCAAGCCAGCACUGCACUUUGUGGACCAGCACCGAGCAGCCCUCAUUGCGAGAGUCACCCACGUCGACGGGGUGCUGGAUGAGCUGUACGGGAGUGUCCUGACCGAGGAGCAGUAUCAGGCGGUGCGGGCUGAGACCACCAACCCAAACAAGAUGAGGAAGCUCUUCAGCUUUGCUCCAGCCUGGGACGCCAACUGCAAGGAACUGCUCCUGCAGGCCCUGCGGGAAAAACAGCCCUACCUGGUGGAUGACCUGCAGCGCAGCUGAGACCCACACUCACCCCAUGCCCGCUGCAGUCUGGCUUUUUUCUACACAAUAUAUGAG
Molecule: messenger RNA, 737 nt
Organism: Ochotona princeps (American pika)
Lineage: Eukaryota; Metazoa; Chordata; Mammalia; Lagomorpha; Ochotonidae
Product: apoptosis-associated speck-like protein containing a CARD
Exons: 3
Coding region: 78-680 (200 amino acids)
Biological process (GO): regulation of apoptotic process; innate immune response; inflammatory response
Source: RefSeq, a predicted model, not a curated record